Solanum stenotomum is the source of this 3105-nucleotide messenger RNA. Its product is annotated as probable LRR receptor-like serine/threonine-protein kinase At1g07650. Gene Ontology annotation, molecular function: ATP binding; protein binding; protein kinase activity. The transcript is spliced from 23 exons. The record is from RefSeq and is a predicted model, not a curated record. Lineage: Eukaryota; Viridiplantae; Streptophyta; Magnoliopsida; Solanales; Solanaceae. Gene Ontology annotation, biological process: protein phosphorylation. The coding region runs from base 130 to 2832 and encodes 900 amino acids.
CAACUUUUAUGGUUUUGCAGAGAAUGCUCUUAUAGAAAUAGCGGAGCAGUUGGGUAAAAAGGACUGGGAUUUUGAUUUGAAUCCUUGUAAUGGCAACACAAAUUGGACUACACCAAAAAUUGACAAUACAUGACGUAUGUCAACAAUGUAACCUGUAAUUGCUCUACCCCUGAUGGUUUCUGUCAUGUACAAAUCAUAUUACUCAAAGGACAAGAUCUUGCAGGUGUUCUCCCUCCCUCCCUGAUCAAGUUACCUUAUCUCACGAAAAUUGAUGUCUCGCGCAACUAUUUGAGUGGUACUAUUCCCCCUGAAUGGGCAUCUAUCAAACUGGAAUAUAUGUCUGUUAUGGUGAAUCGACUCUCUGGGCCGAUUCCUAAAUACUUGGGAAACAUGACUACACUACUUUAUAUGAGUUUGGAAAAUAACAUGUUUGAUGGAACUAUUCCAAAAGAACUCGGAAACAUGGUUAAUCUGCAGACCCUCAUUCUCAGUUAUAAUAAUCUCACAGGUAAGUUGCCCGAGGAAGUCAAUAAACUCAUAAAAUUAACAGAACUUAGGCUGAGCGGUAACAACUUCACUGGAAUAUUUCCAAGCUUUGAGAGUUUGAAAAACCUUACGGCAUUAGAGAUUCUAGCUUCGGGUUUUGAAGGACCUGUACCACCAAGCAUUUCUGUCUUGACUGAAAUGAAGGAAUUAAGAAUUAGUGACUUGACUGGAAGUGCGUCAAAAUUUCCGCCACUAGAGAACAUGACAGGCCUAACUAAAUUGAUGUUGAGGAGCUGCAAUUUAUCAGGGAAGAUUCCUUCUUACAUAGCUAAUAUGCCUCAAUUGAAAAUUCUAGAUCUAAGCUUCAACAGGCUUGAAGGAGCGAUCCCGGAUCUGGAGCGCCUGGACAAACUGAAGACCUUGUACCUGACAAGCAAUAGACUUACUGGACCAAUUCAGGAUUGGAUCGAAAAUAGAAAUUCCGAAUAUUUCAUAGAUCUAUCUUACAACAACUUCAACGAAAGCUCUGUGCCAACUACUUGUUGGGAAACCCUAAACUUGUUCAAAAGCUAUAACUCAACAAAAAAGUCAGAACUUGGGAAAUGCUUGUUAAGUAAUACUUGUUCAAAGAAUUGGUAUUCAGUGCACAUAAAUUGUGGUGGAGAGAGUGUGACAAUAGGGGACACGACUUACGAAGCAGAUGAAAAUUCCACAGGUGCUGCAAAGUUUGUUUACUGGAAAGAGAGCUGGGGAUCCAGCAACACCGGGGACUUCUGGUAUGUUCCCAUAACAUCGAACGAGUACAAGGCAGCUAACGCAUCUUCCAUUAAGGGACGCAAUUCUGAACUAUACACGACAGCUCGGCUCUCAGCUUUAUCUCUAACUUACUAUGGACGUUGUUUAGCAAAUGGAAACUACACUGUGACACUGCACUUUGCAGAGAUUGUUAUAAGAGAUAACCGAUCUUUCCAGAGUCUCGGAAAACGGAUGUUUGAUGUCUAUAUUCAGGGUGAGAGGGAGCUCAAAGAUUUCGACAUUACAACUGCUGCUGGAGGCGUUGAUAAAGCUUUGACAAGAAAGUUCAAUGCAGUUGUAGAAGAUGGCAUUCUAGAAGUGCGCUUUCAGUAUGCUGGGAAAGGAACAACAGCUGUCCCCAGAAAAGGAAGCUAUGGCCCUUUAAUUUCUGCCAUCUCUUUUGAAGCUAAUUCCAAGCCCUCUUCAAAUCACAAAAAGAUGGUUUACAUCAUUGCUGGAGCAGUGGCGUCCUCAUUAGUUCUCCUUUUUACAAUAUUCUUUGUUGCUUGGAGGAGAAGCAGAAACAGGAUAUCAAAGGAAGAAGAAUUAAGAGGACUGGAUCUACUGACUGGUGUAUUUACCAUCAGACAAAUCAAAGCUGCGACAAACAACUUUGAUGCUGCAAAUAAAAUUGGGGAAGGUGGUUUUGGCUCCGUCUACAAGGGUACACUACUGGAUGGUACAGUCAUUGCUGUUAAGCAGCUUUCAUCCAAAUCAAAACAAGGGAACCGCGAGUUUGUGAAUGAGAUAGGUAUGAUCUCUAGUUUACACCACCCAAAUCUUGUCAAACUAUAUGGAUGUUGUGCUGAGGGAAAUCAACUUCUAUUGGUGUAUGAGUACUUGGAGAACAAUAGCCUCGCCCGUGCUUUAUUUGGUCCAGAAGAACAUCAUCUCCAAAUAGACUGGCCAACAAGGCAAAAAAUCUGCAUUGGGAUAGCAAAAGGCUUAGCUUUUCUACACGAGGAAUCGUCAUUAAAAAUUGUUCAUAGGGACAUCAAAGCAACAAAUGUACUUCUUGACAAGGAACUAAACCCAAAGAUCUCUGACUUUGGUCUGGCCAAACUUGACGAUGAGGAUAAAACACAUAUCAGCACUAGAAUUGCUGGAACCAUAGGAUAUAUGGCACCUGAAUAUGCACUAUGGGGCUACUUAACCUACAAAGCAGAUGUCUACAGCUUUGGAGUUGUUGCAUUAGAGAUUGUUGCUGGGAAGAACAAUAUGAAAUAUCGCCCCAAUGAGAAAUUUGUUUGCCUUCUAGAUUGGGCCCUUGUUCUAAAAAGGGAAGGAAAACUGAUGGAACUAGUAGAUGAAACAUUGAGUUCAGAUUUCAAGAAGGAUGAGGCUCUAAGGAUGAUAAACGUAGCUCUGCUAUGUACCAAUACAUCUCCAGCACUUAGACCAACCAUGUCUGCAGUAGUCAGCAUUCUUGAAGAUCAUCUUGACCUUCCUGAGUUUAGCUUGGAAUCAAGAUCCCAUGAUGAUGAUGAGGAACUCAAGUUUCAAGGGUUAAGAGACAAGUAUGACGAGAUGCGGAGCUUGAGCGAAAGUUAAGCACUUACUCAUUCAUCCAACACUAUAAGAAGAGAGUGCUCUUCCACUACAUCUGAAUCGGGUUAAAUAAAUUCACAGUCAGAUCAAUAUUGUGAAACAAAGAGUAACAUAUUAUUUUAGGACUAUAUAUGUGAUGUGAGGUAAAAAGUUUCUUUGAACUGAUAGAAAGUGUUCAAAAUACGUGAAUAGCCUAUAUAGAUACUACUUUGGAGGAGACGCUAUUCCAAGCAAAUGGUAAACCUCUACUACUAAUACUAAUGUCUGGAAAACAUC